AUGAAGGACAAUUCCGUCUUGACGCUAAUUCUUUGCGUCCUCGGCCUAUACGUCCUGUUUCUAUCGUGGUCUCUUCUUCAAGAACGAAUCAACACCAAACCAUACGAGUACAUUGGCGAUAGUCCAGUCUUCUUCAAAGCUCCAUUGCUAGUGAACACCGUACAAGCCUUCUUUGCGUGUCUUGUGGGCCUUGGAUACUCGAUUUUGGCUCAUAAGCAGAACCCAUUCGAGAUUUUCGAGAGUAAUGCCUCGAAGAACUCCACUGGAUCAGCCACCUACGUUAGGUUUUUCAUCGCUAUAGCCAUCACAUCCACCAUUUCGUCGCCUUUGGGAUACAAGGCUUUGAAGCAUGUGGACUACUUAGCAUUCUUGCUUGCCAAGUCAUGCAAACUCCUUCCAGUUAUGCUCGUGCACUUUGUGCUUUACAAGACAAGGUUUCCUCCGCAUAAGUACAUGGUCGCUGGAAUGGUUACUCUUGGGGUCAUUUUGUUUACAACCAGCCAUAGCUCGGAAAGAAACAAAACAUCAAUCAACGAUGGCAACAUUGUUCUCGGAAUGCUACAGUUAGCAGGGUCCAUGCUUCUAGAUGGCUUGAUGAACUCGACCCAAGAUCAGAUAUUCAAGCUUCCAAACACUCAGCAUAAGCUCACGGGCGCUUCGCUCAUGUGCAUUCUUAAUCUAUUAGUCUGUCUUCUUUCAGUGGGGUUUAUAUUGAUAUUCCAAUUCGAGAAUGAAGCUCUUUACGCCUGGAAGUUCGUGCAAAAGUACCCACAGCUGCUUAUAGAUAUACUAGCAUUUUCGAUCCUUGGAGCUGCUGGCCAAGUAUUUGUCUUUCUCAUACUUGAGAAGUUCGACUCAAUCAUUUUGGUCACAGCUACUGUUACGAGGAAGAUGAUCAGCAUGAUUCUUAGCGUGUUGCUCUUUGGCCACAAGCUCUCGACCGGACAGUGGCUUGGUGUGUUGUUUGUGUUUGGAGGCAUUGGCUAUGAAUCUUAUUUGAAGUUAUCGUCAAAGAAGAAGAAGCAAGAGUAG
Messenger RNA from Candidozyma auris, 1032 nucleotides. It is a transcript of the gene HUT1, whose product is annotated as UDP-galactose transporter HUT1. Gene Ontology annotation, cellular component: Golgi membrane; endoplasmic reticulum membrane. Gene Ontology annotation, molecular function: UDP-glucose transmembrane transporter activity; UDP-galactose transmembrane transporter activity. Gene Ontology annotation, biological process: UDP-galactose transmembrane transport. The transcript has a single exon. The record is from RefSeq and is a predicted model, not a curated record. The coding region runs from base 1 to 1032 and encodes 343 amino acids. Lineage: Eukaryota; Fungi; Ascomycota; Pichiomycetes; Serinales; Metschnikowiaceae.